AUGGCGGGUCGACGUGCUACGGCGGGGCUUAGUAGCAGCCUGUACACCGAUUUCCUGGCCGAGAACACACGACUGAAUGAGCCCUUAGAUCCCACUACCCACUCGCUCCAUUCGCUGGAGAUUAACACUCUCACGCCAAGCGGCACAGCCAUCGGACUGCAGACGUGUGUGCUGGCCUCGUUCUUUAAAGCUGCAGUCAAGCGCAGUGUCGAGUCGGCGCUGGUGUGUGAGAGUCAGCUCAACUCUAUCAUCACCUCCAGUCUGCGUGUGAGCUCGUCGCGUCAUUUGGCUCUUCAGGCGCAUCUCCAGGCCAGUAACAAUCUGCGCUUCACUCUGGAAGCUCAGGAGUCCGCAACAGACAAGGCACCAGCGUCUUUCGCGCACAUCGGGGCUGAUUAUAAGACACAGAGCUUCUUUGCAGGAGCUAAGAUCGACGCAGUUAAUGGACCGACACUUCAAGCCACACUAGGAGGGAAAGCUGGCGAUGUUGCCAUGGGGAUUAUCGGAGCUUACGACGUCGGACUGGACCAUAGCGACAGACUGGGCAGAUUCACAACACUCAACAUGGCCACGAGCUAUACUCACGAAGACCUGCUAGCUCUCCUACAAGUCAAUGAUGGAGGUCGCAAGGUGCAGUUGGACUUGACCCAAACAGUGUUGCCGGAGCUUCUGGUGAGCUCACGCUUUGUAUUCGACCGAAGAAAAGACAAGCGAUCGUUGAGACUCAUGGGCAGGUACGCGUUGAAGGAGACAGAGACGGUGUCGAGCUCUAUCGGCUCGGACGGCAUUUUCAUCGGAGCAUUCGAGUGGCGCACAUCCAAACAUCUUAAGACGCGCGUAUCAGCGCAGAUGGACUUGCGACACUACGAUAGCGACUCACACCACCUCGGCGUGUCCAUAGAGAUCAGCUAA
This is a messenger RNA of Phytophthora infestans T30-4, 912 nucleotides long. RefSeq lists its product as uncharacterized. Gene Ontology annotation, biological process: transmembrane transport. The transcript has 2 exons. Gene Ontology annotation, cellular component: mitochondrial outer membrane. Lineage: Eukaryota; Oomycota; Peronosporomycetes; Peronosporales; Peronosporaceae. Bases 1 to 912 code for a protein of 303 amino acids. The record is from RefSeq and is a predicted model, not a curated record.